Acyrthosiphon pisum (pea aphid) is the source of this 810-nucleotide messenger RNA. RefSeq lists its product as uncharacterized. The coding region runs from base 1 to 810 and encodes 269 amino acids. Gene Ontology annotation, molecular function: nucleic acid binding. Lineage: Eukaryota; Metazoa; Arthropoda; Insecta; Hemiptera; Aphididae. The transcript has a single exon. The record is from RefSeq and is a predicted model, not a curated record.
AUGUCAAAAUUGCCAAGAUUACGGCCACACGCCGGCAUACUGUGGUUAUUCAGCACGCUGCGACUGAAAGAAAAGAAAACUAAUAGAAAAUUGUUGAUAGAAAAACAUAAUAUACGUUUGAAAAGAAUAGAGUACUUAAAACAAAUACUUGAGUUUCGUAGGCAAGGUAGAAAAAUAGUGUAUACUGACGAAAGUUAUGUAUUAUCAUCACAUGUUGUUAAUAAAUCAUGGAGUUCCGACAAUGAUGACAAUACAGUGAAACAAAGUUUAAGUAAAGGAAAGCGUUUAAUAAUUGUUCAUGCUGGAGGAGAAAAAGGUUUUGUUCCUAAUGCUUUACUAACAUGGGAAGAUCAAAGCUCUAGUGGUGAUUACCACGAUAAUAUGAAUAAAGAUAAUUAUUAUAAAUGGGUCACAGAAAAAUUACUACCAAAUUUAAGUAAAAAUUCUGUUGUGGUAUUGGAUAAUGCGACUUAUCAUUGUCAUCAAUCUAACCGUGCUCCAAACUCAAAUAGCUUAAAAAAAGACAUGAUAAAUUGGUUGACUGAAAAUAAUAUAAGUUUUAAUUCAACUAUGUUUAAACCAGAACUUUACGAUUUAACACGUAAACACAAACAAGUGUUUGUUAAAUAUUCUUUAGAUGGUAUAUUACCACCGUAUCAUCCGGAUUUAAAUCCCAUUGAAAUUAUUUGGUCACUAGUAAAACAGUACAUUUUCAAACAAAAUCAUAAUGGUAGCAUCAAAAAAAUCGCAGAAUUGUGUAAACAAAAAAUGGAAUCUAUGGGUGAUUCUGAGUGGUUUGUGCAAACGUGA